AUGGAUCGCGUCGGCGGCAAGACUCUGUCAGUUCCAGCUCCUCCUCAGGGCGUCGUUGUCGAUGUUGGCGCUGCGUGGACCAAUGAUACCAGCCAGGUCGAGAUGUACCGCUUAGCCAAAGACUUUGGCUUCGAGCUCAUCGAACAAACCGCCACUGGGCUAAACUUGUACCAAGAUAACAAGCAGAAUACGCUGGACGACAAGCAACAAGCGCAGCUAUAUGAGACCUUUGGGCAGAUGGCUGUUCUCGUGGACCGUUCUGAUCCAGAGAUGCCGUGGCUAGGACCCGAUGCCAAGAGGACUGACUCUCUCACACUCGCGGAGCUGGGAGAAAAGGAGAUUAGAGGCGGCAUCGGUUCGGUUGUCUUGAACGUUCUGUCGCGAGCUAGCCUUGGUCUUGAAAGCAGCGAAGUUGGUGCUCUGCCUGUCAUCGACUACGUAAAAGCUGGAACGGGACUGGAGAACAUCUCCUCAGACCUCAAAGACGGUGCUAAGUACUUGCGAAACCGCCAAGAUAAGUCAUACGAGUGUAUUCCGGCAAGAUACUACUCGAAGACUAUCUUGGUUUUCGAGAAGCCCUGGUGGCGAGAUGCGGGCUUUUCAGGCGCCAUUGCGUCAGAGACUGGGCCAAUCGUUUUCAGCAGAGACACUUGCGUACCCGAUGACAGGCAGUACAGCAUCACCUGCUUUCACGUUGCUGAGCCUGGUAGGCAGUGGUCUAAGUUGCGGGCGGAAGACCGGCGGGAGGCUGUCCUCAAGCAAUUCCGGGCCAUGUUCAGUACAGUGGUUGACGAUGUCGCUGAGCCAAUCAACAUCAUAGAGAAGGAAUGGACGAAGGAUCCAUGGGCGAGAGGAGCUCCUUCUCCAGUCAUGGGCCCAGAAGUCUUGACAAGUGACGCCGGAAAGGCUGUUCGCGAGCCCGUAGGCCACAUCCAUUUCAUCGGAACCGAGACAUCUCUCGUCUGGAAAGGGUACAUGGAAGGGGCGGUGCAAGCUGGUAUCAGGGGCGCAAAGGAAGUCAUCGCGGACUUGGCGGAAUGA
Molecule: messenger RNA, 1041 nt
Organism: Colletotrichum aenigma
Lineage: Eukaryota; Fungi; Ascomycota; Sordariomycetes; Glomerellales; Glomerellaceae
Gene: maoA-1
Product: putative flavin-containing monoamine oxidase A
Exons: 3
Coding region: 1-1041 (346 amino acids)
Molecular function (GO): oxidoreductase activity
Source: RefSeq, a predicted model, not a curated record